AUGGAAACUACAGGCUUCACCUCAACCCAAUUAGAAGUCCGAGAAGCCAUUUCAGCCCUCUGCACUCAAUUCCCAGACAGCUACUGGCGGCACCACGACGAAACCUCCACAGAUCCCUCUACCUUCCACGCCGCCCUCGCAAAAGACGGCUGGCUCGGCAUCGCCCUACCAGAGAAGUACGGAGGUUCAGGCCUAGGAAUCUCAGAAGCAACAAUGAUGCUUCAAACCAUUGCCGAAUCUGGCGCAGGUAUCGCGGGGGCCCAAGCCAUCCACGCAAACGUCUACGCCACACAGCCGUUAGCUAAAUACGGGAACGAAAAGCAACUUUCCGAUACCUUACCUAGAAUUAUCAACGGUGAAUACCGCACCUGCUUCGGCGUCACAGAACCGAACUCAGGACUCGACACACUAAGUCUCGGCACAACAGCCCAAAAGCAACAGGACGGAACAGGAUACACCGUCAAUGGCCAGAAAAUCUGGAUCACAUGCGCCCAAGUAGCCUCCCGCAUGAUUCUCCUCGCGCGCACCGCCGCACCCUCUGCCGCAAAUAAGCGCAGUGAAUCCCUCAGCCUCUUCUGCAUCCCCCUCGACCGCACCCCCGACUCUGGUCUGAGCAUGCAGCGCAUCAAGAAAAUGGGCGGCAGAGCCGUCGACGCAAACGAAGUCUUCUUCGACAACUACCGCAUCAGCAGCGACACCCUCGUCGGCGCCGAAGGCCAAGGCUUCCGCAUAAUCCUCUCAGGCAUGAACGCAGAACGCUGCCUUCUCGCGGGCGAAGCACUUGGGUUGGGCUAUGCAGCGCUCAGCCGAGCAAGCGCGUACGCGCGGGACCGCCGCGUUUUCGGUCGCGCAAUCGGUAUGAACCAGGGCGUUGCGCAUCCGCUGGCUGAUGCGUACAUGAGGCUUGAAGCCGCGAAGCUGGCGACGUAUCAUGCGGCGAGGCUGUACGAUGCGAGUCGGAGUGACGAGUCGAUUCGUGCGGAUGCGGUGGGGGUUGCGGCGAAUAGCGCAAAGUAUCUUGCUGCGGAGGCGGCGUUUAAUGCGUGUGAAAGGGCGGUGCUGGCGCAUGGCGGCAUGGGUUAUGCGCAGGAGUACGAUGUAGAGAGGUAUUUGAGGGAGUGUUUUGUGCCCAGGAUCGCGCCGGUGAGUAGGGAGAUGGUGUUGAAUUAUAUUGGGGAGAAGGUGCUUGGGCUGCCGAGGAGUUAUUGA
Molecule: messenger RNA, 1209 nt
Organism: Bipolaris sorokiniana ND90Pr
Lineage: Eukaryota; Fungi; Ascomycota; Dothideomycetes; Pleosporales; Pleosporaceae
Exons: 1
Coding region: 1-1209 (402 amino acids)
Molecular function (GO): acyl-CoA dehydrogenase activity; flavin adenine dinucleotide binding
Source: RefSeq, a predicted model, not a curated record